Molecule: messenger RNA, 6336 nt
Organism: Rhinopithecus roxellana (golden snub-nosed monkey)
Lineage: Eukaryota; Metazoa; Chordata; Mammalia; Primates; Cercopithecidae
Gene: TRAPPC8
Product: trafficking protein particle complex 8
Exons: 29
Coding region: 489-4799 (1436 amino acids)
Biological process (GO): protein localization to phagophore assembly site; endoplasmic reticulum to Golgi vesicle-mediated transport
Cellular component (GO): phagophore assembly site; TRAPPIII protein complex; cytoplasmic vesicle
Molecular function (GO): protein binding
Source: RefSeq, a predicted model, not a curated record
ACUUCCGGCUCCAGCCUCCCAACCGGCCUCCGUCGCUCUCCACUUCCCUCUUCUCAGCUCUUUUACCUUGCUCCUACUGUCUCCUUUAACAGUCACGUGAGGGAUGCGCGCGGGGGCAGCUGGGAGUAGUACUGCCGGUUGGUCAGCGUUCGGCCUCAACAUGGCGGUUCCGGCCGGGCAGUGACCAAGGUUUUGCCGUCCGAAGGACUAAGUGGUGACUCUCGGCGUCCACCUAUCGAGGUGGAAUGCGAGCACGCGGGGACGAGCGCUGAGGAUCGGCGGUGACGGGAAGGGGGGGUUCAGUGGAUUGUGCCCCAGAAACCGAAGCGGCGGCGUCUGUUCCUUCUACUUGUCUCUAGGCUCCAGUGCGUUGGGGGCCCCGCCCGGCCGGGCCAGGCCGGCGGGCGGCGGCGGUAGCUGCUGCAGCCGCAGGAUCACCUCUCAGGGUGGGCCGGAGGGCCGGCGCCGCCGCUGCUUCUGACGCGGCGAUGGCCCAGUGUGUACAAUCAGUGCAGGAGCUAAUCCCGGACUCCUUCGUCCCCUGUGUCGCUGCGCUGUGCAGCGACGAAGCCGAGCGGCUCACUCGUCUCAAUCACCUUAGCUUCGCGGAGCUGCUUAAGCCCUUCUCCCGCCUCACUUCCGAGGUUCAUAUGAGAGAUCCUAAUAAUCAACUUCACGUAAUUAAAAAUUUGAAGAUAGCGGUAAGCAACAUUGUCACCCAGCCACCUCAGCCUGGAGCCAUCCGGAAGCUUUUGAAUGAUGUUGUUUCUGGCAGUCAACCUGCAGAAGGAUUAGUAGCUAAUGUGAUUACAGCAGGAGAUUAUGACCUUAACAUCAGUGCCACUACUCCAUGGUUUGAGUCUUACAGAGAAACCUUUCUUCAGUCGAUGCCAGCAUCGGAUCAUGAAUUUCUGAACCACUAUUUAGCAUGUAUGUUGGUAGCGUCAUCUAGUGAAGCUGAACCUGUGGAACAGUUUUCAAAGUUGUCACAAGAACAGCAUCGAAUUCAGCACAACAGUGAUUAUUCCUACCCCAAGUGGUUUAUACCAAAUACACUUAAAUAUUAUGUACUUUUACAUGAUGUAAGUGCAGGAAAUGAACAGAGAGCUGAAUCAAUUUAUGAAGAAAUGAAACAGAAAUAUGGAACUCAGGGUUGCUAUUUACUUAAAAUUAAUUCUCGAACAUCUAAUCGAGCAUCAGACGAACAGAUACCAGAUCCUUGGAGUCAGUAUCUCCAGAAAAAUAGUAUUCAAAACCAGGAAUCAUAUGAAGAUGGCCCUUGUACUAUAACUUCAAAUAAGAAUUCUGAUAAUAACUUGCUUUCAUUGGAUGGAUUAGAUAACGAAGUCAAAGUAGAUGGCUUACCAAAUAACUUUAGAGCUCACCCACUUCAGUUGGACCAAUCCAGUGACCCUUCUAACAGUGUUGAUGGCCCAGAUCAUGUAAGAUCUGCUUCAUCGUUACAUGAAACAAAGAAAGGAAAUACUGGAAUAAUUCAUGGUGCAUGUUUAACACUUACUGAUCAUGAUAGAAUUCGACAGUUUAUACAAGAGUUCACAUUUCGGGGCCUUUUGCCACAUAUAGAGAAAACAAUUAGGCAAUUAAACGAUCAGCUAAUAUCAAGAAAAGGUUUGAGUCGAUCUCUAUUUUCUGCAACUAAAAAAUGGUUUAGUGGCAGUAAAGUUCCAGAAAAGAGCAUUAAUGAGCUGAAAAAUACAUCUGGCUUGCUGUAUCCACCAGAAGCACCAGAACUUCAAAUCAGGAAGAUGGCUGACUUAUGUUUUUUGGUGCAGCAUUAUGAUUUGGCUUACAGUUGCUAUCAUACUGCAAAGAAAGAUUUUCUUAAUGAUCAAGCAAUGCUUUAUGCAGCUGGUGCCUUGGAAAUGGCAGCAGUGUCCGCUUUUCUUCAACCAGGAGCACCUAGGCCAUAUCCUGCUCAUUACAUGGAUACAGCAAUUCAGACAUACAGGGAUAUCUGCAAGAAUAUGGUGUUGGCUGAAAGAUGUGUGUUGCUUAGUGCUGAACUUUUAAAAAGUCAAAGCAAAUAUUCAGAGGCUGCAGCUCUCCUAAUACGGUUGACCAGUGAGGAUUCUGAUCUUCGAAGUGCACUUCUUUUGGAACAGGCGGCACAUUGCUUUAUAAACAUGAAAAGUCCCAUGGUUAGAAAAUACGCAUUUCAUAUGAUAUUGGCAGGCCAUCGAUUUAGUAAAGCAGGGCAGAAAAAGCAUGCUUUACGCUGUUAUUGUCAAGCCAUGCAAGUUUACAAAGGAAAAGGCUGGUCUCUUGCAGAGGAUCACAUUAACUUCACUAUUGGGCGCCAGUCCUAUACUCUUAGACAGCUGGACAAUGCUGUGUCUGCUUUUAGGCAUAUUUUAAUCAAUGAAAGUAAACAAUCUGCUGCUCAACAAGGGGCUUUCCUCAGAGAAUAUCUUUAUGUUUACAAGAAUGUAAGUCAGCUGUCACCAGAUGGUCCUUUGCCACAGCUUCCUUUACCAUAUAUUAACAGUUCAGCAACACGGGUUUUUUUUGGCCAUGACAGACGACCAGCAGAUGGUGAAAAACAAGCAGCUACUCAUGUAAGUCUUGAUCAAGAAUAUGAUUCUGAAUCCUCUCAGCAGUGGCGAGAACUUGAGGAACAAGUUGUUUCUGUGGUUAACAAAGGAGUGAUUCCAUCCAGUUUUCAUCCCACACAAUACUGUUUGAACAGUUACUCAGAUAAUUCAAGAUUUCCACUUGCAGUUGUAGAAGAACCAAUUACAGUGGAAGUGGCUUUUAGAAACCCUUUGAAAGUUCCACUUUUGUUGACUGAUUUGUCAUUACUUUGGAAGUUUCAUCCUAAAGAUUUCAGUGAAAAGGAUAAUGAAGAAGUUAAACAACUAGUUACAAGUGAACCUGAAAUGAUUGGAACUGAAGUUAUUUCAGAGUUCUUAAUUAAUGGCGAAGAAUCAAAAGUGGCAAGACUAAAGCUCUUUCCCCAUCACAUAGGGGAGCUGCAUAUUCUGGGAGUUGUUUAUAAUCUUGGCACUAUUCAGGGCUCUAUGACAGUAGAUGGCAUUGGUGCUCUUCCCGGAUGUCAUACAGGAAAAUAUUCCUUGAGUAUGUCAGUCCGAGGGAAGCAGGAUUUAGAAAUUCAAGGUCCUCGACUUAACAACACAAAAGAAGAGAAAACAUCUGUUAAAUACGGCCCUGAUCGGCGUUUAGAUCCCAUCAUCACAGAAGAAAUGCCACUGUUAGAGGUGUUCUUUAUACAUUUUCCUACAGGGCUCCUCUGUGGAGAAAUCCGAAAAGCAUAUGUAGAAUUUGUCAAUGUCAGCAAAUGUCCACUUACUGGAUUGAAGGUUGUUUCUAAACGUCCAGAGUUCUUUACUUUCGGUGGUAAUACUGCUGUUCUAACACCACUAAGUCCCUCAGCUUCUGAGAAUUGUAGUGCUUACAAGACUGUUGUGACAGAUGCUACCUCUGUGUGUACAGCACUCAUAUCAUCAGCUUCUUCUGUAGACUUUGGCAUUGGCACAGGAAGUCAACCAGAGGUGAUUCCUGUUCCCCUUCCUGACACUGUUCUUCUACCCGGAGCCUCAGUGCAGCUGCCAAUGUGGUUACGUGGGCCUGAUGAAGAAGGUGUCCAUGAAAUUAACUUUUUGUUUUACUAUGAAAGUGUCAAAAAGCAGCCAAAAAUAAGGCACAGAAUAUUAAGACACACUGCGAUUAUUUGUACCAGUCGGUCUUUAAAUGUACGGGCCACUGUCUGUAGAAGUAAUUCUCUUGAAAAUGAAGAAGGCAGAGGAGGCAAUAUGCUAGUCUUUGUGGAUGUGGAAAAUACCAAUACUAGUGAAGCAGGUGUUAAGGAAUUCCAUAUAGUGCAAGUAUCAAGUAGUAGCAAACACUGGAAGUUACAGAAAUCUGUAAAUCUUUCUGAAAACAAAGAUGCUAAACUUGCCAGUAGGGAGAAGGGAAAGUUUUGCUUUAAGGCAAUCAGAUGUGAGAAAAAAGAAGCGGCCACACAGUCCUCUGAAAAAUAUACCUUUGCAGAUAUCAUCUUUGGAAAUGAACAGAUAGUAAGUUCAGCAAGCCCGUGUGCAGACUUCUUUUAUCGAAGUUUAUCUUCUGAAUUGAAAAAAUCACAAGCUCACUUGCCUGUGCAGACAGAAAAACAGUCAACAGAGGAUGCUGUGAGAUUGAUUCAAAAAUGCAGUGAGGUGGAUUUGAAUAUUGUCAUAUUGUGGAAGGCAUACGUUGUGGAAGACAGUAAACAGCUUAUUUUGGAAGGUCAACAUCAUGUUAUUCUUCGCACUAUAGGAAAAGAAGCCUUUUCUUAUCCUCAGAAACAGGAACCACCAGAAAUGGAACUAUUGAAAUUUUUCAGGCCAGAAAACACUACAGUUUCCUCAAGACCAUCAGUAGAGCAGCUUUCUAGUCUCAUUAAAACGAGUCUUCAUUACCCAGAAUCAUUUAAUCAUCCAUUUCAUCAAAAAAGCCUUUGUUUAGUACCAGUCACCCUUUUGCUUUCCAAUUGUUCUAAGGCUGAUGUAGAUGUCAUAGUUGAUCUUCGGCAUAAAACAACAAGUCCAGAAGCACUGGAAAUCCAUGGGUCGUUCACGUGGCUUGGACAAACACAGUAUAAACUUCAACUUAAAAGCCAGGAGAUUCAUAGUCUGCAGCUGAAAGCGUGCUUUGUUCAUACAGGUGUUUAUAACCUUGGAACUCCUAGGGUAUUUGCCAAGUUAUCGGACCAAGUUACAGUGUUUGAAACAAGUCAGCAGAAUUCCAUGCCUGCCCUGAUCAUCAUCAAUAAUGUGUGACUACUUGGACAUUUGUACUGAAAUCCACGAUAAUCAGUUUGUGCUGGAUGGGCUUUACAGCAGUAUUUGAUAUACCUAACUUGUUAUGGAGGUUGAUUGAUAUCUUAUCCCUGCAAAAUACUUUGACUUGUCAUUUUGUUUAUGAUGCAAAGCACGUUGGACUGAGAAUACUUACAUUCUUUUUCUGUAUUUCUUUAAACCCUGAGAAUAAUUUACAUGCUCAUAAUACAGGAUUUCGCCAUAUCUGUGCACCUUAUUAAGCCCCAUCUUAAGAAAACACAAAGUCUAAGUCUGCUGUUACAACUUGUCAAUGGCAUAUAAAUCUUAGAUGAUUCUGAGAAAGGAAAGGCGUUGUUGGCAGUACUCCUGUUAAGCCAUUAGUCUCUAAAUUCCAGCUUUACUGUGAAGUUCUAUAGAGUGUUAAAUACCAAUUUUCCUGUCUUGCUUCACACAGUUCCUUAAAAUCAGUUUUGAACUUUGGUCAUAGAGUCUUCAUAUUUCAGUAUCUGGUGGUCCCUAUGGCUUAUACAUAACUUUGUAAAAAGAAAAAAAAUUUUUUUCUGAUGCUUUGAAUAUAGUUUUGAAAGGAGUUUUGACUUUUUCCCCCUCAUCUCAGUAGAGUGUACUAUUUCACAAUACAAUUUUUGUCAUUAAAAUUAUCAUAUUCUUUAUUAUAUAACGUUAACAAUUGAGUUGAUCUGUUUAAAAUAUAAAUCUCAAUUAAAAAUAAGCUUUUCAAAAAUGUAUUAUAUUUAUAACAAAUGUACUGUAAAUAGAAUAAAGACAUGCUAUUCACUGUAUAGAGUAUCUGUUGAUUAGAAAGUCUGGUUUCAAAAUAACUUUUUAUUCAGAGAAUGGGCAUUUGGACAUAGGAAAUUUCAAUUCAGCCCUGCUGCAGAUAAAGAAAUGGGAGCAAGGGUGUUUCAAAUGAAGCUCUCUUGUAAUUGGAGAAGGAGGGAAGACAGGGUGUAGGGGUGGGUGGCAGGGAGUACAAGAGCCAGGGUCAGCCAAGUCUGGAGCAGAUGGGGUCCUUGUGCCAUUGACAGCUACCAUGGUUUGUUCCAUCUCAAUCCCGGCAUUAAUCAGAGCACACUGCACCAAAGUGGGGAGAGAUCAAAAGACCCCGUUUUCAGACUGAAGAUUCCAAACUUGUACUUGGAACAACUCUUCUUGAGAGAGAGGGGUGGUUAGUCUGUGUGCCUUUCUGCACCUGCUGCUCAUGCUUCUGGAUCUUAAGUAGGUCUCUGGCUUCUCAGCUCCUUCCACUCUGUGUCUUAGCAGGUGUGGGACAAGGUGGAGAGGAAGGUCACAUUCUAAGGACACUCAUUUCCUUCUUGAGAGUUUAGGGCCAUGGGCUUAUAAAAAAGUCUGAGGAGCAAAGGAAAUACAAGAAUGAGAAGGAGGCAUAGUCACAGUAGUGUCUCAUAUUUAAACCACUCAGCUGAAUAUUAAAUUGAACAGAUUGUUAGACACUAAUAAAAAAAAUUAAACUACAUAAACCUACAACUGAAUAUAUUAAAAAUAAAGGUAAUAAAGC